Molecule: messenger RNA, 1830 nt
Organism: Cladocopium goreaui
Lineage: Eukaryota; Dinophyceae; Suessiales; Symbiodiniaceae
Source: the annotation of a GenBank genome assembly
AUGAAAGCGGGGUACCAUGCCGGUCAGUUUGACUUGUCACCAAGUUCACCGAUGAAGGUCUUGGACCCACAUUGCAAGCCAUCCUAUGCGGCAGAUUCAAGUUUGAGUUUUGCCUCCGCCCAGCUGUCGGAAUGUCUGCAGCGCUGCUUGACUCCGCAGAGCGUCCCUCCAGGUCUUGCGCUGCCGGCCGCGCCGCCAGGUCUGCCCGCGCCACUGGCGCUGCCGGCCGCUGCCCUGGGUCCCCUAACACCGCUGCUGCCGCCGAUGCCGGAGGUCGACAUGGGGGUGGAGUCCAGCCCAGAAACGGCUGAAAUGCCUGCGGAUAAGAUGACCAGCGCGCUGCGCAGCAAGGAGGGUGCUGAGCUGAUCGCCGGGCAGCUGUCUUGCCUCAGCGGUCUGCACUUAGAUGCCUUUUGUUUCGAGUUGGUCUCCAAUUUUCUCUCGGACCUCUGCCGCCUGUCCUGCGACGCCUUUGCGGGGCCGGUGCUGUGUCAGCUGCUGCAGCUGCCGCAGCUGUCGCCGAAGCUGCGGCGGCGGGUGGUGAUGGGGCUGAAAGGUUCCUUGUUGAAACUGACCAGGGACAAGCGUGGCUGCUGGGUCUUGCAGCAAGCCUUGGAGUGCAGCGAAGGUGUGGCCGAGUUGCAGGACGCUUUCAAGGAGGAACUGAAAGGCAAGGUGCUCUCAUGCAGUCAGCACCUUCAUGGCAAUUUUGUCCUGCAAAAGUGCGUGGAGGCGCUCCCCCCCACAGCCGUUGCUUUCAUCGCGGCAGAAUUGAAAAACCACGCGCUGGUGGCGGCUCUGGACGUGUACUCCUGCCGCGUCUUGCAGCGUCUCAUCGAGCACAGCCAUUCGCCACACAUGGCCGAGCUUACGGAGAAGCUGCUGAGACCGGACAACUUGGAGCGCCUCGUCACCGACGCCUACGGGCACAACGUGCUGCGGGCGCUGCUGGUGCACGGCAGCGAAGACCAGCUGAGGCGCAUCGUGGCACUCUUCGCGGAGGAAGGGAAGCUGCUGGUCUAUGCUCGAAAUCGCCACGCCAGCUUAGUGGUGGACCAAUGUUUGGAGACGCUGAGUAGCAGCAAUCUCCAGGUGGAGCGCGGCGCCGUCAUGGCUGCGCUGCUGGGAGAGGGCAGCACCUCGGUCUUCUUGUUGAUCGCGCUGGACCGGUUUGGGAACUACAUCGUGCAACGCGCGAUCGCGGGAUGCCGAGGUGGUGAGGAGCGCCACGGCGUGCGCCGUUUGGCGCGCUUGGCGGCGAAAGGAGGAGCGACGCAUCGUGGAACUACUGACCCUGUUGGGCCCUCGGCUGCGACGCACGGCCAAUGGGCGGCACAUCAUGUGCGCGGCCCGCAGGAGAUUUGGGUCGGAACUGUUGGCUGCGCAGCGGAGCUAGCGGCACAGCAGAGCUCAGAUGAGGAGAACAUCGCAGCCAACGAGACUUGCGAUGGUGCUGUGAGCACAGAUGCACAGAUUCCCAUGUAUAGGCCCUUCGCAGUGGACAAAUUUCAAUAUCGCACGGUACAGGCAGAGUGGCGGGUUCUCGACCACACGCGGUGCCUGUGUGCAGAAUUUCUUUUGAACCGCGCGGGCAGGGAGAGUUUGAACUCGGCCAUGUCUAGAUUUGCACACGUGGGCCCAAUGGGUGGCGAGCCGGAGAUCGUGUCCGGCGGCGAUCACGCCAGCCUUCGCCGCGUCCGUGGAAAGUUCGUGUGCAUCUACGAUUCAAGUAAGGCCACCAUUCACAUGGGCAGUAGUGGUUUAGACUGGCUAGUGAGUCUAGUGGGCAAGCCGUUGCUGUCUAUUCAUACAAGCAUCAUGUCCAGUAAG